UUUAUGCGACGCAUACAGCAAUGGCGAGCGGCAAAAAGAGUGCCCUGCUUUCCUCUUUGGCAGACUAUGGAGACGAUUCAGAGCCCGACUCUGACCCCGAACCAGAAGAGACAGGGGGCCGUGGUGGUCUGGUGUACGGCUACGAGGAUGAUGACCUCAACCGAACUGAAGAUGCUGAGGACAAGGUGUCUGCAGAUGAGGACAGCAGAGAGAGCAACUCGUCCCCGUCUGCAGCAAUAAAUUCAUUUUAUUCCUGCCUGGAGCGUGCAUCUGGUUCUCCAAACUGGGAACACACAGACCAUCGUCUACAGCAGGAAAUGGACGAAUCUGACGAGGGGAGGGACGCAGAUGAUGUUGAGAUCUCAGAAGCAGAAAGAAAGGACCCCAAUGAGUUAGUUGCUCUGUUCUCGGAGAAGGUGAGGAACAUGUCACCUGAUGAGAUCAGGAUCCCCCCCGAGCCCCCUGGGCGCUGCUCAAGCCAGCUACAGGACAAGAUCCACAAGCUGUACGAGAGGAAGCUCCAUGGAGAUUUUGACACAAACAGCCACAUCCAGAAAAAGAAGGAAUUUAGAAACCCAAGCAUUUACGAGAAGCUCAUCCAGUUCUGCAGUAUAGAUGAACUCGGAACAAACUACCCAAAAGACAUGUUUGAUCCUCACGGCUGGUCAGAGGACUCUUACUAUGAAUCUCUAGCUAAAGCCCAGAAAGUGGAGAUGGACAAACUGGAGAAAGCCAAGAAGGAGCGGACCAAGAUUGAAUUUGUGACGGGGACAAAGAAGGGCACCAACCCCUCGAACACAGCAGCCUCCACCACCAGCAGCACCACCACCACCACCGCCACAGCAGAGGCCCAGAAGAGGAAAAGCAAGUGGGACUCUGCGAUCCCCGUGACCCUGGCCCAGCCCACCCUCAUCACCACCACCGCCACCCUGCCUGCUGUCGUCUCCGUGACAACCACCGCCAGCGGCACCAAGACCACGGUCAUCUCUGCAGUGGGCACCAUCCUAAAGAAGGCAAAGCAGUGAUUUGUCUAUAAGAGAGAGUGGUCGGAGCAAUGACUGUGGUAAAGCUGGAAGAGCUGUGUUGUCCUGUGCUCAUUAUAUAUGUGAGAAGAAGCAGAGAGAGGAACUGAUGGACACUCAGAGUACAUUAUCAGAACCAACCUACAGGAACCCUCUGCUACACAUGGACUAAAGAUUUAACUGCCUUCUAUCUCGGGGAUUUUAUCUGCACCAUUGCGUCAUAAAGGCAAAUUUACAGUUUGCUGAAAAAACUUCAAGAUCCUCUGAUAAUCUGAAAGUGUGAUGCAUGCAGAUCUCAUGUGUAUGAAACAUGUCCUUUUUUUAUUCAUGUUUGUUUGAAACAGUUGAAGAGAACAAUAGCAGACCUGGUAGAAUUAUUUGAAAAAUUGUUUAUUUUUCUAUCCAUAGUUUUGGUGCAGUAUCUUCAUAGCAGUUAUGUGUUGUAGCUCGACGUGCAGCCUCUUUUUUUCAGCUUUUUUUUUUUUUCAACCAUUGGCAUAUUGACCGACUUACAGUAAGAUUUUUUUUUACACGUGUACAUAUGUAUUGAUGAGAAGGUGAAUAAAUGGAUCAGAUGUUGCCUUUUCA
This is a messenger RNA of Centropristis striata (black sea bass), 1610 nucleotides long. RefSeq names its product SAP30 binding protein (gene sap30bp). NCBI's taxonomy places the organism in Eukaryota, Metazoa, Chordata, Actinopteri, Perciformes, Serranidae. Bases 21 to 1025 code for a protein of 334 amino acids. Gene Ontology annotation, biological process: regulation of DNA-templated transcription. The record is from RefSeq and is a predicted model, not a curated record. The transcript is spliced from 11 exons. Gene Ontology annotation, cellular component: nucleus.